AUUAUGGGAUGUCUGCCCCCUUUGUGUGUUUGUGAGGAUGUUAGCUAAGCUCUGCCUCUGAGGUUGGGGGAGAGAAGGGGGACGGAGCAACGUGUUUGGGUCAUUGACGGCUCAUUUUAUUUCCCUGAUUAUUGGCUCAGCCUACUUAAUGAUCACAAAAUAAUAGCAACAGCUGCACAAAACAGGUAACGCCAGAGUUAUAUUCUUGCACCGAGAUAGAGAGAGAGAGAGACAUCUCGACCCGGGACUACACACUACACACCCACCACCCCCUCCCUUCCUGGACACCCCCGGUCCAUUCUCCAACAGCCCCACGUCAUUUUCCCUCCUCCCUUGCCGACUGAGCAAGGUUUAAGAGGGAUUAAUCCGACUGGCAAGAAAUAAAAUUAAAACAUAAAAAUGUCGGGUAGCGAGGAUGAGAGGGAGGACUUUGGACCGACAGAUGAGCACUCACUUCUACACGAUGAGGAUGAGCCGGAGGAUGCUGUGUCUGACGUAGAGGUACCCAAGUCAAAGAAGAAGAAGAAAGCCAAAAAGAGCAGCCGCGAGAGCAGGACCAACAAGAGGCAGAGACCUGUCAGAGAGGAGCUGCCUGUCAGCUCCCCAGAGCCACUGAUUGGUGUGGAAGCACCAGAGAGGGAUGCAGACGAGGGAGCAGUGCAGUCAGAAAGUGAAGGCAGCGAUUAUGCCCCUGGGAGAAAAAAGAAGAAGCGCUCCAGCUCUGCCAAAGACAAGAAGAAAGGAGGUACGGCAGCUGAGAAAGGAGGCAGCUCGUCCAGCUCAAAAAGUAAACGUAAAGACCCAGAGCCUGAGGAGGAUGAGGAUGAUGAUGACGAUUGCCAGCCUAAAAGCUCUACCCAGCUGCUGGAGGCCUGGGGCAUGAAGGACAUUGAUCAUGUCUUCACUCAGGAAGAUUACAGCUCCCUCACCAACUACAAGGCCUUCAGCCAGUUUGUCAGGCCGCUUAUUGCAGCAAAGAAUCCCAAGAUUGCUGUGUCUAAAAUGAUGACUUUGAUGAUGGCCAAGUGGAGAGAAUUCAGCACCAACAACCCUCUCAAGGGUUGCGCCACUGCCAAUGCUGCCCUGGCAGCUGCCAAUGUGGCUGCAGCUGUAGAGAAUAUGGUGGUGGCGGGGCCAGAUGGAGGGGCAGAGACUGGGGCUGCUGCCUCACCUGCACCUGCUGCCGUUCCUGUCACUGUACCACCACCCGCUGCUCCUCCAGCACCCCCAGCACCUCCACUCCGCAAGGCCAAGACCAAAGAGGGCAAAGGUCCCAAUGCUCGCAGAAAGUCUAAACCCACGCCUAAGCCUCCGCCAAAGCCCAAAGCCAAGAAGGUGGCUCCACUCAAAAUCAAACUGGGCGGCCUCAACAGCAAGAGGAAGCGCUCCUCUAGUGAUGAAGAUGAGCCAGAUGUAGACAGUGACUUUGAUGAUGGGAGCUUCUCUGUGUCAGAUGGCUCCAAUCGCAGCAGCCGCUCCAAGAAGAAGCCCAAGAGCGCUAAGAAAAAGAAGAAAGUGGAGACGGAGGAUGGUGAUGGCUAUGAGACAGACCACCAGGACUACUGCGAGGUGUGUCAGCAGGGAGGAGAGAUCAUUUUGUGUGACACCUGUCCCAGAGCCUAUCACAUGGUCUGCCUGGACCCUGACAUGGAGAAAGCACCUGAGGGCAAGUGGAGCUGCCCACACUGUGAGAAGGAGGGGAUCCAAUGGGAGGCCAGGGAGGACCUGUCUGAGGCCGAAGGGGAGGAUGAAGAGGAGCGGAGGGAUGAAGGGGUAGAGGAAGAAGACGACCACCACAUUGAGUUCUGCAGAGUGUGUAAGGAUGGAGGGGAGCUGCUCUGCUGUGACACCUGCCCCUCCUCCUACCACAUCCACUGCCUCAACCCUCCCCUUCCCGAAAUCCCCAACGGAGAAUGGAUCUGCCCCCGCUGCACGUGUCCACCUAUGAAGGGCAAAGUCCAGAAGGUUUUAACAUGGCGGUGGGGGGAGCCUCCAGCCCCCACUCCCGUCCCCCGGCCUGCUGACCUGCCAGCUGACGCUCCUGACCCCCCGCCACUGGUCGGCCGCAGGGAGAGGGAGUUCUUUGUCAAAUGGUGCAACAUGUCCUACUGGCACUGCUCCUGGGUGCAGGAGCUACAGUUGGAGCUGAACUGCCAGGUGAUGUUCCGUAACUACCAGAGGAAGACUGAUAUGGAUGAACCGCCUCCAGUGGACUUUGGCGGCGAGGGUGAUGACAACAAGAGCACCAAGAGGAAGAACAAGGACCCACUGUAUGUCCACAUGGAGGAGGAGUUUUACCGUUAUGGAGUCAAGAUGGAGUGGCUGAUGAUCCAUCGCAUCCUCAAUCACAGUGUUGACAAGAAAAACAACGUGCACUAUCUGAUCAAAUGGAGAGAUCUGCCAUAUGACCAGUCAUCCUGGGAGAGUGAAGACAUGGACAUCCCAGAGUAUGAUACCUACAAGCAGACCUACUGGAAUCACAGAGAAUUGAUGAUGGGUGAAGAGGGCCGACCUGGAAAGAAGCUGAAGAAGGCAGUCAAAGUCAAGAAGGCUGAGAGACCACCUGCCAACCCAGUUGUUGAUCCAACCAUCAAGUUUGAUCGGCAGCCUGACUACCUGGACAGCACAGGGGGCACGUUGCAUCCCUACCAGCUCGAGGGCUUGAACUGGCUGAGGUUCUCUUGGGCGCAGGCCACCGACACAAUCCUGGCUGACGAGAUGGGUUUAGGCAAGACUGUACAGACUGCUGUCUUCCUCUACUCUUUGUAUAAGGAGGGUCACUCCAAAGGUCCGUUCCUUGUGAGUGCUCCUCUGUCCACCAUCAUCAACUGGGAGAGAGAGUUUGAGAUGUGGGCCCCUGACAUGUACGUGGUGACCUAUGUAGGGGACAAAGACAGCAGGGCUAUCAUCAGAGAGAACGAGUUCUCCUUUGAGGGGAAUGCCAUCCGAGGAGGCAAAAAGGCAUCCAAGAUGAAGAAAGACUCAACAGUCAAGUUUCAUGUCCUGCUGACGUCCUAUGAGCUCAUCACCAUCGAUCAGGCUAUACUGGGUUCCAUAGAUUGGGCUUGUCUGGUGGUGGAUGAGGCACACAGGCUCAAGAACAACCAGUCCAAGUUCUUCCGGGUAUUGAACAACUCCCUCCAACACAAGCUGCUGUUGACUGGCACUCCUCUUCAGAACAACCUUGAGGAGCUCUUCCAUUUGCUUAACUUCCUCACCCCAGAGAGAUUCAACAAUCUGGAGGGUUUCUUGGAGGAGUUUGCUGACAUCGCCAAAGAGGACCAGAUCAAGAAGCUCCAUGACAUGCUGGGGCCUCACAUGCUCAGGAGGCUCAAAGCUGAUGUGUUCAAACACAUGCCCUCAAAGACCGAGCUCAUCGUCAGAGUGGAGCUCAGCCCCAUGCAGAAGAAGUACUACAAGUUCAUCUUGACACGUAACUUUGAAGCCCUGAACACUCGUGGAGGAGGAAACCAAGUUUCUCUUCUUAACGUAGUGAUGGACCUCAAAAAGUGCUGCAAUCAUCCCUACCUCUUUCCUGCAGCUGCCACAGAGGCACCAAAAAUUCCAAAUGGCAUGUACGAGGGCAGUGCCCUGACCAAGGCCUCAGGGAAGCUGAUGCUGCUUCAGAAGAUGAUGAGGAAACUAAAGGAGGGAGGCCACAGAGUCCUGGUCUUCUCCCAAAUGACCAAAAUGCUCGACCUGCUGGAGGAUUUCCUGGAGAACGAGGGAUACAAAUAUGAGAGGAUUGAUGGAGGAGUCACAGGCAGCAUGAGACAGGAGGCCAUUGACCGCUUUAAUGCUCCUGGUGCUCCCCAGUUUGCUUUCCUCCUCUCCACCAGAGCUGGUGGUUUGGGCAUCAACCUCGCUACUGCUGACACUGUCAUCAUCUAUGACUCUGACUGGAACCCCCACAAUGACAUCCAGGCAUUCAGCAGGGCUCAUCGUAUUGGCCAGAACAAGAAGGUGAUGAUCUAUCGCUUUGUUACCAAGGCCUCAGUGGAAGAGAGGAUCACACAGGUGGCGAAGAAAAAGAUGAUGCUGACCCAUCUUGUGGUGCGACCUGGCCUUGGCUCCAAGACGGGAUCUAUGUCCAAGCAGGAACUUGACGAUAUCCUCAAAUUUGGAACUGAGGAGCUGUUCAAGGAUGAGAUCGGAGACGGGGACAACAAGGAGGAUGACAGCAGUGUUAUUCACUAUGAUGACAAGGCCAUUGAACGUCUGCUGGACCGGAACCAGGAUGCUACAGAAGACACUGAGCUCCAGAGUAUGAACGAAUACCUCAGCUCUUUCAAAGUGGCCCAGUAUGUCGUCAAGGAUGAGGAAGAUGAGGAAGAGGAGGUGCAGCGGGAAGUGAUCAAGCAGGAGGAGAGCGUGGAUCCCGACUACUGGGAAAAGUUGCUUCGCCACCACUAUGAGCAACAGCAAGAGGACCUGGCCCGCAAUCUGGGCAAGGGCAAGAGGACCCGUAAGCCAGUUAAUUACAACGACGGCUCUCAGGAGGACCGAGAUUGGCAGGAGGAUCAGUCUGACAACCAGUCAGAUUACUCAGUGGCCUCUGAGGAGGGCGACGAGGACUUUGACGAACGGGCUGAAGCUAAUGCCCGCAGACCAAACCGUAAGGGCUUGAGGAACGAGAGGGACAAACCUCUGCCUCCACUUUUGGCCAGAGUGGGUGGGAAUAUCGAGGUGUUGGGCUUCAACGCCCGGCAGAGGAAGGCCUUCCUGAAUGCAGUGAUGCGUUAUGGUAUGCCUCCCCAGGACGCCUUCACCACCCAGUGGCUGGUUCGAGACCUGCGAGGGAAAUCAGAGAAGGAAUUCAAGGCUUACGUGUCUCUGUUUAUGCGUCAUCUCUGUGAGCCGGGGGCUGAUGGAGCUGAGACCUUUGCUGAUGGCGUCCCACGUGAGGGGUUGUCAAGGCAACAUGUACUUACUCGCAUUGGCGUGAUGUCUCUUAUAAGGAAAAAGGUGCAGGAGUUUGAACAUGUGAACGGUCAGUGGUCGAUGCCCUGGAUGGCAGAGCUGGAGGAAAAUAAAAGAGCAGCAGCUUUGGCUGCUGGGGAAGAUCCCAAGACCCCCUCCACAGGCACUCCAGCAGACACACAACCCAAUACUCCUGCCCCAGAGGAUCUAACUAAAUCGGAGGAGAAGGAAUCAGAGGUGAAGAAUGAAGGAGAAGAGGGCAAAGGAACCAACAAGUCAGAUGACCCAGAGAUUAUAGAAAUCCCUGAUGAGUCUGAAAAAUCUCCGGCGUCUGAAAAGAAGGGAGACGUGGACACUACUGUGGGGAAGGAGGAGAAAGAGAAAGGGACAGGAGGUGGAGGUGGUGAUGAAGACAAGGAGAAGGAGUCUGAAGACGUGAGCAAGGAGAGAGACGAGAAGGACAAGUCUUCAGAAACAGCGGAGAAAGAUAAUCCUGCUGAGGCCAAAGGUGAAGGUUCAGAGGGCAAAACAGAUUCAGAGGAGGCCAAGUCGAAAGCUGAGGAGAACAAGGAGGAGAAGAUGGACACUAGUUCCCCUGCGGAGGAGAAGAAAGAGCAAAAAGAGGAGAAGGAGGCAGUGAAAGUGGAGGACUCUGGCAAGCUGCAGAACGGAGAGAACACCAAAGAGGGAGGAGCAGCUGCAGCACUGGUUAACGUUAGUGAAGAGAAGAAGAAAGCCACCAAGCAGAGGUUCAUGUUCAACAUCGCUGAUGGAGGAUUCACAGAGCUUCACUCUCUGUGGCAGAAUGAAGAGAGGGCGGCCACUGUCACCAAGAAGACCUUUGAGAUCUGGCACCGUCGCCAUGACUACUGGCUGCUGGCUGGCAUCAUACAACACGGCUACGCUCGGUGGCAGGAUGUGCAGAACGAUGUCAAGUAUGCCAUCUUGAAUGAGCCCUUCAAAGGGGAAAUGAGUCGAGGGAACUUCCUGGAGAUCAAGAACAAGUUCCUGGCCCGCAGGUUCAAGUUACUGGAGCAGGCGCUGGUGAUUGAGGAGCAGUUGCGUAGGGCAGCCUAUCUAAACAUGUCAGAGGACCCGGCCCACCCCUCCAUGGCCCUCAACACACGGUUCAGUGAGGUGGAGUGUCUGGCCGAGUCCCACCAACACCUCAGCAAAGAAUCCAUGUCAGGAAACAAACCUGCCAAUGCAGUACUGCAUAAAGUGCUCAAACAGCUUGAAGAACUGCUCAGUGACAUGAAGGCUGACGUCACCCGUCUCCCGGCAACUAUUGCCAGGAUACCCCCCGUUGCUGUGCGGCUGCAAAUGUCCGAGAGGAACAUCCUGAGCCGUUUGGCCAGCCGGGGCCCCGAGGUCACCGGGCAGAACCAAUCACAAACCUCACAGCAGAUGCAGGUGCCACGCUGACUGACCUCCAUCGCACAUCUCACAGGUGUCACAUUUGCAGACUGAGGAUAGCCACCCUCACUUCACCGCCAUGUAGCAGCCGUCCUCCUCCUCACCCCCAGCCACCAUGUACAGCACAGUAAGGUUAGUCCCCCCCAACUCCAAACCUGAACCCCAUUUCUGGACUCAGAAGAGCAUCAGCUGUGCUGCCGGGCUUUCAUUUGAAGAGACUGGAACCAUAGAAGUAGGAUAGGAUAGGAGUGAGUAGAAGAAUCACUUCUGUUAAACUCUAUUUCUGUGGUGAACUAGAAAAACAGGUCUAUCUCAUCUACUGGGAACUCCCGUCUAACUUCUCUAACCUGAACACUGUCUUUGUGACCGAACCGCAGGCAGCCCCGCUGACCUGCCGCGUUCUGUCCGUACAGCAGGGUCAAACGUGUGUAUGUAACUAUAUGUAUCAUGAAGUUGAAAUGGCUAGACAGGCGUUAAGAGGUGCAUGUUUGGAGUACAGUGGCGCUUCGGAGUAAUUUUUUGGAUUAAUAAUGAAUUCAAGGGAUUUUGUUGUGCUCAUUUUCACAUUGUAGGAAAUUGUGGUAUUUUAAAUGUUUUUUUGUUUGUUUGUUUGUUUUUUUAAUUAUUGAGCUCUAAUGUCCUCAAAUGUGCUGUGUGUGUGUGUGUGUGUGUGUGUGUGUGUGUGUGUGUGUGUGUGUGUGUGUGCGAGAGAGAGAGCGAGAGAGAGAGAAUGUGUGUGUGUGUGUGUGUGUGUGUGUGUGUGUGUGUGUUUGCAGUAUGUGUGUGUAUAAAACGAGGCACACUGAUGUGCAUCUCUACUGCAGACAGCCCCUGACACUGAGCUCUGCAUUUCACCAGAGAGACUGUUAUUAUCCAUGAAAUGAAGACACUUUUGUAUUGAUCAGUGUGAUGUGAUACCUCUACCUGCGUCCUCUCCUCCUCCACCCCCACCUGUCCAGUCAGGUGACCCAGCUUGGGAUCGAAUCCCUCUGCUCACACCCCAACCAGCACCUUGACAUUCCUAAUUUGUUUCUGGAGGAUUUCAUCACAGAUUUGUUCCUCGGGGACUCUCCCCUCUUUGCUCCAAAUAAGGACAUGCAAUAGCUCCACAUGUUUUAGGUACAUGGGUUGGUAUUGAGAAUGAUGGCAAUUUUAAGUUAAUUUAAUUUCUUACAGUCUAUUGUUAUUUUGUUUGACAUUUUUGGAUAUAAUUAUGGUUACCACCUUGUUGUUUUUAUCAUUGCUGUUUGUUUUUAUGGACUACAAUAAAAGGUUAACAGUUUGCCGAG
Myripristis murdjan (pinecone soldierfish) is the source of this 7625-nucleotide messenger RNA. It is a transcript of the gene chd4b, whose product is annotated as chromodomain helicase DNA binding protein 4b. Gene Ontology annotation, biological process: chromatin remodeling. The record is from RefSeq and is a predicted model, not a curated record. Lineage: Eukaryota; Metazoa; Chordata; Actinopteri; Holocentriformes; Holocentridae. Gene Ontology annotation, cellular component: nucleus; NuRD complex; chromatin. Gene Ontology annotation, molecular function: ATP-dependent chromatin remodeler activity; DNA binding; histone binding.